GUGUGUCAGCAACAUCACUCUGCCGAGAUAGCUGGCGGAAGAGCCAAGGAGCGCUCCCGGACCAAUCGCUCUCCAGCAGCCAGCCCUACCCCCUGACCCUGACCGAGCGCGCCCUGACCGCCGACUCUGGUGAAGACCGGCUCUCCCAGAAGACGCCUCCGGCCCCGGGCGAACUUCGCGCAGGCACGCCCCUCGCCUCCCGGAGGAGCGCGGACUCGCCCGGGUGCGCAAACUCCGCCCAUCCUCGCGGGGAGCCCGGCUCGCCCUCCCGCCGCCUGCACUCAAGCAGGUCUCUAGAAGAGCCUGCGAGCUAACACAGACGGCGAGCCGGACGCGAUCCAGAAGCACACGAGUCUGCGACCACGCGCGCUCCGAUGGCCCCCAGAGGCUGAGAGCCGGGGGCGCGGAGGCAGCGGCGCGGGUCCUAGAGCCGAGCUGCUGGCUUGCAAGGUAGGGCGCAGGAAGAUGCCCAAACGAAGUUGAUCUUUGGGGGAAGGAGGUUGGGGCGCGCCCUCCCCAUCUCAGCGAGUUUGGCUCGACCUCACUGAGCCCCCGGCGCGCUCUCCGGCGCGAACCCGCGGUCCCUCGGGAAAGCGCAGUCGGAAAGUUGUCGGCGGCGGUGUCCGUAGCGCCCUGUUGUGUAACCUCGGCGCUGCCAGCCUCACCGGGAAGUUGCUGGUCCUCCGGCCAGCCCGGUUCGGUCGCGGCCCGGGGCAGAUUUCAUGGCCCGCGGCGAACGCGGGGCCGGAGCCGGCGUGGGCGAGCCCCUGCUUGACCCCUCCCGCAGAGUUCCCCGGCGCCCCCUCCCGUCUGCUCGCCCGCCUUUCCGAUGCUCGCUGCGCCCCUCGCCGCCGCCCUCUUGCCGCCGCUUGCCCCUUGGAGCCGCCGCCUAAGUCGGGGAGGAGAGAAUGACCGAGGUGCUGUGGCCGGCGGUCCCCAAUGGGACGGACGCUGCCUUCCUGGCCGGCCCGGGCUCGCCCUGGGGGAACAGCACAGUGGCCUCCACCGCCGCCGUCGCCUCUCCGUUCAAAUGCGCGCUGACCAAGACAGGCUUCCAGUUCUACUACCUGCCAGCUGUCUACAUCUUGGUGUUCAUUGUCGGCUUCCUGGGCAACAGCGUGGCCAUCUGGAUGUUCGUCUUCCACAUGAAGCCGUGGAGCGGCAUCUCCGUGUACAUGUUCAACUUGGCCUUGGCGGACUUCUUGUACGUGCUGACUCUGCCGGCGCUCGUCUUCUACUACUUCAAUAAGACCGACUGGAUCUUCGGGGAUGCCAUGUGCAAGCUGCAGAGGUUCAUCUUCCACGUGAAUCUCUAUGGCAGCAUCUUGUUCCUGACCUGCAUCAGCGCGCACCGGUACAGCGGUGUGGUGUACCCGCUCAAGUCCCUGGGCAGGCUGAAGAAGAAGAACGCAGUCUAUAUCAGCGUGCUGGUGUGGCUCAUCGUGGUGGUGGGGAUCUCCCCCAUCCUCUUCUAUUCCGGCACCGGGAUCCGGAAAAACAAAACUAUCACCUGCUAUGACACCACCUCAGACGAGUACCUGCGAAGUUAUUUCAUCUACAGCAUGUGCACGACUGUGGCCAUGUUCUGUGUCCCUUUGGUGCUGAUUUUGGGCUGUUACGGAUUAAUUGUGAGAGCUUUGAUUUACAAAGACCUGGACAAUUCGCCUCUGAGGAGGAAAUCCAUUUACCUGGUGAUUAUUGUACUGACUGUUUUUGCUGUGUCUUACAUCCCUUUCCACGUGAUGAAAACAAUGAAUUUGAGGGCCCGGCUGGAUUUUCAGACCCCAGAAAUGUGUGCUUUCAAUGACAGGGUUUAUGCCACUUAUCAGGUGACAAGAGGUCUAGCAAGUCUCAACAGUUGUGUGGACCCCAUUCUCUAUUUCUUGGCAGGAGAUACUUUCAGAAGGAGACUCUCCCGAGCCACCAGGAAAGCUUCCAGAAGAAGUGAGGCAAAUUUGCAGUCCAAGAGUGAAGACAUGACUCUCAAUAUUUUAUCCGAGUUCAAGCAGAACGGAGAUACAAGCUUGUGAAGACGCAAGAAUCCCCAAACACCCACUUUUGUAACAUGGUAGGAUGCUUAAUAGAGCCAAGUGCUUUUUCCCCCUUUAAGUUUCUAGUAAGAUUAGAGAAAAUGCAAACCAAGAAAGCAGUGAGUUUAAAAAAAAGAAAUAGAAGUGGAAAUGCCUACACCCACACUUAGCUUGUUUGGGUUUGCUUUCAAGGACUUCCUUCUUUCUCACCAGAAGUAUGUAACAUAAAAUAAUACUAUCCUUAAAUAUUUACUUUCUCUUCUGCCUUUAAAAUUUGCAAGCUCUUCUGUUUAAAGUUUACGUGAGUACUGGAGCUAUUUGGAUAUUAAUAACUUCUCCAAGAAAACUGACCACCUGAAACUUGAGUUUGUGAUUCAUCUAGUCUUUAUUGUUUUUAAUAAUCUGAGGUGGGAACAAAUUGAAACUUCACAUCCUCA
Delphinapterus leucas (beluga whale) is the source of this 2467-nucleotide messenger RNA. NCBI's taxonomy places the organism in Eukaryota, Metazoa, Chordata, Mammalia, Artiodactyla, Monodontidae. The record is from RefSeq and is a predicted model, not a curated record.